AUGCGGCUAGCGCUUAGGGCUUCCCACAUUUCGAUGCGCAAAAGUCCAAAAGAAGGAAAAAGCGACUUCGAGAUUGGAAAAAAACCUUCUGGUCGACAACGCGCAAAUCCUCACCAUAAGAAUCCUUUUCAAGUAUUCUUCUGGAAGACUGUUCUCAUCAUGUCUAAAAUCACAGUCGCCGGAGUGCGUACCAACGUCCAGCAGCUUCUGGACUACUCUCACAAUGAGAAGAAGAGAAACUUCGUUGAGACCGUCGAGCUCCAGAUCGGCUUGAAGAACUAUGAUCCUCAACGUGACAAGCGUUUCUCCGGCACCAUCAAGCUGCCAACCGUCCCCCGCCCAAGAAUGAGCAUCUGUGUCCUUGGUGACCAGCACGAUAUCGACCGUGCUAAGCAUCUCGGCGUCGAUGCCAUGUCCUCCGAUGACUUGAAAAAGCUCAACAAGAACAAGAAGCUCAUCAAGAAGCUCGCUCGCAAGUACGAUGCCUUCCUUGCUUCCGACGCCCUUGUCCGACAGAUUCCUCGUCUCUUGGGUCCCGGUCUCUCCAAGGCCGGUAAAUUCCCUACCCCCGUCUCCCACAACGAGGAUCUUUCCAACAAGAUGAACGACGUCAAGUCCACCAUCAAGUUCCAGCUUAAGAAGGAGCUUUGCUUGGGUGUUGCCGUCGGCAACGUUGGUAUGACCGAGGAUGAGCUUAUCGCUAAUAUCAUGUUGGCUAUCAACUACCUCGUCUCCCUGCUCAAGAAGGGCUGGCAGAACGUUGGAAGUCUUACUAUCAAGGCUUCCAUGUCCCCACCAAAGAGAGUGUACUAA
Molecule: messenger RNA, 813 nt
Organism: Trichophyton rubrum CBS 118892
Lineage: Eukaryota; Fungi; Ascomycota; Eurotiomycetes; Onygenales; Arthrodermataceae
Product: 60S ribosomal protein L1
Exons: 4
Coding region: 1-813 (270 amino acids)
Biological process (GO): translation
Cellular component (GO): large ribosomal subunit
Molecular function (GO): RNA binding; structural constituent of ribosome
Source: RefSeq, a predicted model, not a curated record